Molecule: messenger RNA, 1751 nt
Organism: Zea mays
Lineage: Eukaryota; Viridiplantae; Streptophyta; Magnoliopsida; Poales; Poaceae
Exons: 4
Coding region: 274-1530 (418 amino acids)
Biological process (GO): glucuronoxylan biosynthetic process; plant-type secondary cell wall biogenesis
Molecular function (GO): glycosyltransferase activity
Source: RefSeq, marked validated
UGGAAAGCCACCGCUCACCUUCUCGCUCGCUCCCCCACCGAACGCCUCUUGGUGGGAGAAGAAUUGGCCGAAAAGCUUCGCGUUGGCUGGCCGGGAUCUCUCCGUCUUUAAUUACCGGACCCCUGGGGGGAUUCCCUGCUGCCUCAUUAGACCAGACCAGACAGGGAGACAGGGAGAGGGUUGGGGAGGGAGGAGAGGAGAGACACAAACAACGGGUGGUCGCUGGGAAGAGGAAGAAGAGGCCCGCGGGGAAGCGGAGGGAUCCAGAAGAAGAUGAGGCAGUGGGUCCUGGCCGUCGCCAUUCUCGCCGCUGCUUCGGCGGCGGCGCUCCUCCUCGGGGCCGAGGCCCAGCAGCAGGGCCACCAGACAGAGAGGAUCUCAGGAAGCGCCGGCGACGUGCUGGAAGACAACCCCGUCGGGAGGCUAAAGGUGUACGUGUACGACCUCCCCAGCAAGUACAACAAGAAGCUGCUGAAGAAGGACCCCAGGUGCCUGAGCCACAUGUUCGCCGCGGAGAUCUUCAUGCACCGGUUCCUGCUGUCGAGCGCCGUCCGGACCUUCAACCCCGAGGAGGCGGACUGGUUCUACACGCCCGUGUACACCACCUGCGACCUGACCCCGUCCGGCCUCCCGCUCCCCUUCAAGUCCCCCCGGAUGAUGCGCAGCGCCAUCGAGCUCGUCGCCACCAACUGGCCGUACUGGAACAGGUCGGAGGGCGCCGACCACUUCUUCGUCACGCCACAUGACUUUGGCGCUUGCUUCCAUUAUCAGGAAGAGAAAGCGAUCGGACGCGGGAUCCUUCCCUUGCUCCAGCGUGCCACGCUGGUCCAGACCUUCGGACAGAAGAACCAUGUCUGCCUCAAGGACGGGUCCAUCACAAUCCCGCCGUUCGCGCCUCCCCAGAAGAUGCAGGCUCACCUUAUCCCUGCGGACACCCCGCGCUCCAUCUUCGUCUACUUCCGCGGUCUGUUCUACGACACCAGCAACGAUCCCGAGGGCGGUUACUACGCGAGGGGCGCACGCGCGUCGGUCUGGGAGAACUUCAAGAACAACCCGCUCUUCGACAUCUCGACGGACCACCCGGCGACGUACUACGAGGACAUGCAGCGCUCGGUGUUCUGCCUGUGCCCGCUGGGCUGGGCGCCGUGGAGCCCGAGGCUGGUGGAGGCGGUGGUGUUCGGCUGCAUCCCCGUGAUCGUCGCCGACGACAUCGUGCUGCCCUUCGCGGACGCCAUCCCGUGGGAGGACAUCGGCGUGUUCGUCGCGGAGGAGGACGUCCCCAGGCUCGACACCAUCCUCACGUCCAUCCCCACCGACGUCGUCCUGCGGAAGCAGCGCCUCCUCGCCAACCCGUCCAUGAAGCAGGCCAUGCUGUUCCCGCAGCCCGCCCAGGCGGGAGACGCGUUCCACCAGAUCCUCAACGGCCUCGCGCGCAAGCUCCCGCACGGGGACGGCGUCUUCCUCAAGCCCGGGGACGAGAGGGUCCUCAACUGGACCGCAGGACCGCCUGGCGACCUCAAGCCUUGGUAGCAUCGUACGUUCGUGCGCCCUAUAAGUUACCAUGGCUGCAUGCAUAUACACUGCUGACAACAAGCCAAUUAAGUGUACAUUUUUUUGGUAUCUUCUUUCUUCCUUCCUUCCUUAUAUAUAGCUGCAAUACCGUAUACGUUCAUCUCUCUCUCUAUCUCCUUAUAUAUAGAUGAUGAGAACCAUGUGGAUACCGUAGUCGAAAUCUACAACAGUUUACUUAC